Messenger RNA from Drosophila miranda, 3285 nucleotides. RefSeq lists its product as uncharacterized. Lineage: Eukaryota; Metazoa; Arthropoda; Insecta; Diptera; Drosophilidae. The transcript is spliced from 2 exons. Bases 477 to 1793 code for a protein of 438 amino acids. Gene Ontology annotation, molecular function: zinc ion binding; nucleic acid binding. The record is from RefSeq and is a predicted model, not a curated record.
UUGUCGCCCAACGUGGGGCAUGUGUGUUAUGUUAAUUCUUCUGUGAACAAUUAAACUAAUCGCAAUCUACAAAGGCAACAAUUACAACAUUCGCUCGUCUCGCAGCUGCAAUCGAAAGUUCCGAAAACCGUAUCAGAAUUGUUCGUCUAGAUCGCGGGAUCGUUGUCCUCGCCUUGCUCUCGCCGUUCUCGCUUAAUUUUAUCAUUCGCUUGUCACCCACAACGCAUUCAACGGCGCUUGCAUUCUCGGUUCGUUCGCUUUGCAGCUACCUGCUUUGGUCCAUCGAUCAACGCAUUCUUUCUAUUGGAAUUCCACCGCUUCACUUUCGUUUUGCUUUCGUUGCCGCUGCUGGAACUUUUGCUUUUGCUUUCACCGUUGGUUUUGUGCUCUAGCUGCUGCUGCUUGCUGCGUUUUUUUGUUGUUGUUAUUUUUGGAAGCUCUAGUUCUGUGUCAGCGUAAUUACACUACACAACAAAAUGAUGACGCUCGAAGACUUAAAACGCCAACGGAGCAAUAUAAAACGAAAUAUAACUCGGAUCAAAUCUGUGGUAGAUGCUAAAUCGGAAACCCCGAUAUGCAAUAAUGAGCUUCGCUAUCGGUUGAACAUCUUAGAAACGUAUUUCAAGAAUGUUUUAAAUGUCCAAGCUAAUAUUGAAGACCUUAGUCCGAAUGAUGAAGGACGGGCAGAUUUGGAGGAUACAUACAUAGCAAUCAAGCUAGCCAUAAGGGAAAAAAUGGGAGGAGAUCUGAACGCCAGCAUUGUUGCGCCGGACUACCACCCACCGCCAGUGAAGUCAUCGUUACCAAGGUUGUCGCUACCCACUUUCGACGGAACAUAUGCAAACUAUAAGAAUUGUAUUCACUCGUUCGAGCAAAUUGUUGUGCGUGAGUCUGGAUUGUCUAAUAUAGAAAAGUUUAAUUAUUUGCUGACCUGCCUCACGGGGCCGGCAUUAGAUACAAUUCAGGCAUUCCAGGUUACAAGCGAAAACUAUCCGAAGGCCCUAGCAAAACUCAAAGGCCGUUUUGAUAAUCCUACUCUUAUAUUUUUAGAAGGUAUUGAGGCAUUGUUUGCACUACAACCUGUGGAAAGGUCAAACAGUCAGCAGCUUCACAGCCUAGUGGAUAAGGCAUCCGCUAUAUUAAGCUCGCUGGAGUCCAUCGGCAAACCUGAGAACAUUGUUCACGCUAUGGUUAUAUAUAUUAUAAUGGAAAAGUGUGAUCAGCAAACUCGGAACAAGUGGAAGGAAUCGCAGGACUACAAAACUCUGCCAACCUGGCUAGCAUGCACACAGCUUUUGGAACGCCACUGUCAGUUUCUCCAUUCGUCUGGAAACUCGGCUGCUACUUCGUCACAACGAAAGGCUGAAUCCAAUAAGUCAAAUCGUCAUUCUAAUCACCAAAUAAACUCGUCGUUUGCUAUCACUAAUCCGUCUUGUACACUUUGUUCUAGUUCUGGCCAUAAGAUCUCUAAUUGCGCUCAGUUCAAGGCUAUGAACAGCAACCAACGGUACGACAAUGCAAAACGCCUCGGUCUCUGCAUCAAUUGUCUUGGAAAUGGUCAUAGAGUGACGCAAUGUUCAUCGACUCAUCACUCUCAGCCGCAACAGCCACCCCAAUCAUCAGCAGGACAAUCUUCAACUACUGAACCGGUACUCCAACCAGCGCAACCCUCCUGGCAAACGGCUCAUCAAGCUGCUUCACAUUCUCAUAUGGAGAUCGCAGCAGAUGAUCAAAUUUUGUUGGCAACAGCUAUGGUUUUGGUAAAGGAUGCCACAGCUUCGCCUUCGUCGUGAAAAACACCACAUUGGAAUUCGCAGUAUAGGAGACUCCCUUACUAGUUUGAAGGCUCGUACGACUACCUCUAUUAAGUCACGUACUUCCGGCUAUCAGCUCACUCUCCAGUUUGGAAUCACAUCCCAUAUUGCCUACCAGCCAGAUAGUGAGAUCGACAUAUCGAAUUGGAACCUACCAGCUAACACUCCAUUGUCUGACGAAUCGUUCUAUAGGACUAAACGUAUUGAUUUGUUACUGGGAACCGAAGCCUUCUAUGGAGCUCUAGCUGUUGGCCAGAUUCGCAUUGGUCCAAAUCUUCCCACUUUGCAGAAGACUCUUUUUGGUUGGGUUGUUGCUGGGAGAUACCAGCGGCAAUAUAACAGACAGCCACCAUUGUGCUUGGCGACUGUAGAAGAGUCGAUCAGCGCUAGAAUGCUCCCAAAUCAUCGUCGCUGUGAGGACCAUUUCAGGGACACAACACAUCAGGAUGACAGUGGGCGGAUUGUCGUUCGCUUGCCAUUUCAAGAAGUUCCAAGUUGUCUAGGAAGUUCCUUCAAUACAGCUCGAACUCGAUUUUUUGCCAUUGAGAGACGUCUCGCUCGUCUACCGGAAAUUCGCUCGCAGUAUAUCUCGUUCAUGCAGGAAUAUGAAAGUCUCGGCCAUAUGUCCCUCGUACUGAAUCCUAACUUGGAAGAACCGCAUUAUUAUAUACCCCACCAUUUCGUUCUGAAACCAAGCAGUACCUCGACGAAGCUCAGAGUUGUCUUUGACGCCUCUUGCCGUACAACAUCUCAAAGGUCACUUAACGAUCCACUUUUAGUCGGCCCUACCAUUCAGGAUGAGUUGUACUUGCAAUUGCUGCGGUUCCGCAUGCAUAGGUUCGGCAUCACAGCCGACGUCACAAAAAUGUACAGGCAGGUACUUGUGAGUAAGAAGGAUAGAAAAUUCCAGUACAUUUUGUGGCGAGCAUCUCCAAAUACGGAUCUUCAAACCUACCAACUCAAUACAGUGACAUAUGGGACUGCGUCUGCCCCAUUUCUCGCAACUCGUAGUUUGCAUUACUUGGCUGAGGAUUGUAAGGAUGCAUGGCCAUUAGGGGCUGCUGCUGAAAAACUGCAUUUUAUGUUGAUGACCUUUUGUGUGGGGCUGAUGAUAUAGAUACACUCUUCAAACUAAAAACUGAAAUCACAUCAACUCUCGCUCGUGGUCAGUUUCCAUUAUGCAAGUGGCAUUCAAAUCAUCCAGGCGUUGAUGGAAGACGAAUCUCCCAAGGAAUUAAACAUUUCAGAAAACUCAGUCAGCAGCACACUCGGCUUAACUUGGCAUCAACGAAGAGAUGCAUGUAGUUUCACAUUUAAUCCAAAGGAAGUCUAUCCCACUACCACAAAACGAACAAUUUUGUCUACUGCGUCGUCGCUAUUCGAUCCAAUCGGUCUGCUAUCACCGUUAGUCAUUGUCUCUAAGAUCAUUCUUCAGGAGUUGUGGCUUUUGAAACUCGACUGGGACGAGUCU